AUAAUCUAAUCACCAUUAACAUUGUGAGUUAGUCUGCGACUUAGUUAGUCAUUCUGUCAAUUGUUACUGACUAGCGGACUAGGACAAUAUCGAUAUGUCUCUGCACAAGAAUUUCUGUUUUAAAUAUUUCAUCAUCAUUAUCAUCAUUAUAAUUAUCGUCAUCAAUCAAGCAUAUGCCAUUGAUUACACACUUUAUCGGAAUGAUUCAGUUCCAUCCCUAGAAUCCGUGGCCUCCAAGAUCCCACCACUGGAGAACCUUCUUCAUGCCCUGAUAGCGGCUCCAUCAACAAGCUCUCUGCAACAGAAAACCGAGAAGCUGCUGGAGUACGCUGGACUAGUGCGCUUGAAAUUGUUAUCCAAACUGGGGUUUGAGGUUUACAACAACGAUGAGCUUAACCUUCCGGAGGUUACAGCCUUAAAUGACAUCUACCAACGUACCCUAAAGCGGAAGGAUAACUUGCUAUUGAUCCUGCCAUUUAAAAAUAUCACAGUCCAGCAGUUCUGUUCCCUGGUUGAUGAAUCUUCGAGUGGUAAAACCUGCAACAAAAUCAUCCAAGAAAUUCCUUUGACCUUCCCGCCAGCUCCAACUCCAGCUCCAGCUUCAGCAUCAGUCAACCUGAGUUUAAACUCGAUUCUGACUGACCUGAAGAGCCACAAGCUGGAACUGACAAGCCAAUUAUUUUUAGGGCUGCUCCUUCAUGUGCCGUUCAACAACUACGACGCUCGUACCCACAAUUCUAUGAGACACCUGAUCUUCUCUUUGCUCCAGGAUUCAGAUCUUAAAUUUAAAACUAGUGUAGAGCACAGGAACUAUCACAGAAUAACCGACCUGGUCCAUGAUAUUUUGACCAGUGGAGUUUUCUUCAAAGCAACUCCUCACGCUCAAUACUUAUCCGAGCAGUUAGAAGAGAUAAUCCCCUUGAACUCAAAUAUCGAAGCGCUGAGUGCUAUUCUUGAGGAUAACAAGAUCAACCUAAAGUUCCUGCUUGACACGGUUUUGCCAAACGACACCCUGGACGGGGAUCUGAUUGACGCAAAAAAUUACCUUUAUCACAAAUUGAGAAAUAUAAAAGACUGGGAUAUAAACGAGCUGGUUGGAGCUGAAAAAUACGAGUACCUAAAGCAGGACCAGCUAUUGAUUGGACUUCUGGACAAACUCAUAGACUUGGACUUUAUUAAAGAUAUUGCUAGUGCUUUGAAGGUCAACGCUUAUUUCUGGCACAAGAGCCACAUGAUUGAAAACUUGAAUGACUUAUUGGAUCUCUUUGACAACUACAACAAUUUGAGAGGAGUAACCACCUAUCGUGAACUUAUUAAGACGAUCAGUAGGAUAAAAGAUAAUCUGAUUAAUAGCAAAAACAUUACCAUUGAAUUGUUGUGCACCAGGCCUAGAGCUUGUCUUAAACAAGGACUGAUUAAGGUUCGGCAGUGUCGGGGAAUUAAUCCGGAGACAAAGAGCUUGAUUGACAAUUUUUUUGAGCAAACCAAAGAUUGCUCAGAAUGUAUUACUGAAAAGUGUAACCAAGAUAAUACAGUCGUACCUGCUGAAUUAGAUUCAGAACCUAAUUUAGAGCCGGACUGCGAGGACAGCGAGGAGUGCGAGUCUGACGAGGUUAAAGCUUCCAUGGUUGAAGAUGAUGAAAACCUUAAGAGGCUUAAGAAAGUGAGGGUCGAGGUUGAAGAAAGCGAAGGCUCUACUACGGAAAGUUGGAUAACCACCGAAGGCAGUGUUGAAGAAACUACCGAGCAUAUUGAAGUUGUUAAAGUUAUAACUGAAGCGUCAACAACUGAAGCUAACGAAUUUUCUACCACUGAAGCAACUACAGAAUUUACUACAACUGAACUUACCGAUGAACUUACAACAGAGGCUCCGAAAACAACGAAAACCACAGAACGAUCAACGACUGAGCUUCUUACCACUGUGAAAAUAACGGAACCAACUACAACUGUGAUAAUAACUGAACCUACGGAUGAAAAAUUCACCGAGAAAGUAGAAACAACAACUGAAAAAAAAAUUGAAUGGGUACAAGUUCCUCUGAAGGAAGUGACAUUAAAACCAUCUAUCUCCGUAAACAUGCAAAAAGAGUCGGAGGCCGUAACCUUGGGAACAACAGAGUCAACAGUUCGUGACUCUGUAAAAAUGAUACCCACUCCGAAUGUUAAAGUUAAAAUUGAGACACCUAUACCAACAAUAUUAGUUCCUACGACAGUUGCUCCGCAACCGAAGCGCAAGCGAGUGAUUUGCCACCACCGGGACCUGUACCACAGGAAGAAGCUCAAAAAAUUGAACAAGCUUAACCAGAAGCAAGGUAGCUUAUUGCAUUCUGGUUCCUCCCACGUGAGUUUUGGAGACCUGAAGCUUAAUAAGCUUAAUCUCCAAUCAGAUUCCGAAAAUAUUGAGAAACUGACGACUUUGCGUCCUAUUUUUGAUUCUGGUGAUCAGAAAAUAGUGCUUGAUGAUAAGAAUUUGAAUUUAGGUGACAAAGUUGACCUCCAUGUGCAAGCUCAUUCCGGUGAAUUGGGUCUGUAUUCUGAUUCCGCGUCGGGUAAAGUAGAUUUGCUGUCCCAUUCUGACUUAGAAAAGCUGCAGCUGCAUUCAAACUCAAAGUUUAAUUCCAGUCAAGGUGUAAACUCAGACUCAGGCUCGGACAAAAACAGUCUACAAUCUAAGGCAGAGGUGGGUGAAAAUGUAUCGGGCUCGACGGAUGAUGAUCAUUCCAGCAGUAUCCUGGAGAAGACUUACAAGUUGGCGUCGAAAGGCGCGGAAAAGAUAAAAUCUGGAAUUGAGGGUCUUAACCCUUUUGGUCGAAAGAGCAAGGACUCUAGUCAGCAGGAUGAAAAUAAAAAUAUCAACAUCAAUGCUAGGAGGUCUAGGUUAGGCUCAAAAAUUUUUGAUAGUUCUGAAGAAAUGCCUCGAAAUUCGGACAAGUCAGACAGCUCGGGCAGUGACCAGGACUCAACUGAGCUAGAGGACAAUUAUUUUGAAAAUCGAAAGAAAAAGAAAAAGUCCAAGGAGUUUUCAAAAAUUAAAAAUUCCGAGUCGAGUCAUAAUCACAAGAAAAUGACUAGUUAUUAUAAUGAAGAGGUUAAAGAGGAGAAGGUUAAAAAGCGGAGAUCUAAUUCGGUGAGACGCAGUCAGAGUAGAAAGAGUAGCAAGAGUAGCAGGAGUAGCAGGAGAGCUGAUCAUCAAAAUCAUAAGGGACAUUAUCACUCCAGGAGGAAAAAUGUUGAGGAAAAUUCAGCUGAUGGUGUAAAGAGCCGAAUGUUGGACCUCGACCUGACUAAAUUCAUGAAUUUUGAGGUAAAGAGGGAUGAGAAUGUGAGAAAAAAGGUGCCGACGGCCAAGCGGAGUGUUGAUAAUCAACAAAGGCAGAUCAAGAAGAGACUCCAGGGGAAGAGGUUAGCCAGAGUUUUGAGAGAGACCCCCCACCCCCACCCUCAUCCCCCUUCCCUUUUGACAUCUGAGACCGAAGUAAAGCCUAGGAUAUUAAACAUCGGAGUAGCGUCCAAGUUUGCCAACAUUGAGUUCAAGAGGGAUGAAAAUUAUACUGAGUUUAAAAAGUAAGCUUGGAUUAUAAUUAAAGAUGGAUUGUAAAAUGUU
This is a messenger RNA of Cotesia glomerata, 3601 nucleotides long. RefSeq lists its product as uncharacterized. Lineage: Eukaryota; Metazoa; Arthropoda; Insecta; Hymenoptera; Braconidae. The coding region runs from base 95 to 3565 and encodes 1156 amino acids. The record is from RefSeq and is a predicted model, not a curated record. The transcript has 2 exons.